Messenger RNA from Atta colombica, 1462 nucleotides. RefSeq names its product leucine-rich repeat-containing protein 15-like. Gene Ontology annotation, molecular function: protein binding. NCBI's taxonomy places the organism in Eukaryota, Metazoa, Arthropoda, Insecta, Hymenoptera, Formicidae. The coding region runs from base 6 to 1019 and encodes 337 amino acids. The transcript is spliced from 2 exons. The record is from RefSeq and is a predicted model, not a curated record.
ACACCAUGUGCUUCCUUCUUCUCAUUUAUUUCCUCUUAUCGGGUAACGUUGCGGAUGUUUUCACGGAGGACGCCGACUGUCAGGUUUACAACCAUCUGUAUGUCUGUUUGGAGAACAGCAGUUUUCUUCACAGCGUCGCUUUCGAGGAUGUUAACGCUGUUCAGACGAUUGAGGAUAUCGAGUUACAUCUGGAGAACCUUGGGAUCGUUAACAUCACCAGGAAUGCCUUCAUCGAGGUCAGCAACUCAUCCGCUCUCUAUGUCCGCGAUAAUCGGCUAUCGAGUAUCGACCGGCAUUACUUCGAUGCUCUCGAUCAGCUCACCUAUUUGGACUUGAAAAAUAAUACGAUCAUCAACGUAGAAGAUAGUGCUUUCGUAAGUUUAUGUAAUCUGGAGACUCUACUGCUGGAUUACAACAACAUCUCGGACUUGCGACCUGGCGUGUGGAAGGGUCUCUCGGAGUUGCAUGAGCUCUAUAUCACUAACAACCGACUCACGUUAAAGAGGAACAUGUUCAAGGGACUCGGACAGCUCGAAACACUGGUCCUGGAUUCGAAUGAUAUACCGGAGAUACCGAUCGGCACGUUCAAUGGGCUAUUCCAUAUAGACCUUCUCUAUCUGUCGCGCAACAAGAUCUCGACUUUGCACCCCGAUGUGUUCCGCGGUCUCAGCGAGAUAAACGAGCUUGACUUAGGUAGGAAUCGACUGAGAACAAUUCCUGCCAAUGUCUUUCGACACAUGAAGUCACUGAACUCGCUCUGGCUGAACGGCAAUCAGUUGACAGUGUUGAAGUCCGACACCUUUCAGGGUCUAGAUAAUUUACUGUUUCUUUUCUUGAACAACAAUGACCUCCGUUAUGUGGAUAUGGCAGCAUUCGUGCGAAUGAGAAACGUAACUGUGGAUCCCGGCUUCAAAGUACGCGGUUUGUUAGUGGAUGACUUUGGAAAAGUUCACGGUCAAUAUCAGUGCAAUAGCGUAGCGUAUCAGAUACCGUACGACUGUACAGAGAUUGAUUCAUAGAUCCAGAAACCGGCUAAAACUUAAAUUUUUAAAGGUUACGGUCAAGAGAAUCCUCCUCAUCCUUGUUACUGGAAAACUUCUCUGGAUUAUGGCUGGUAUGCACCGACAAUUCAUACAGUGCCGACGUUUUAUUAUCCCCAGAACCAUUCUUUCAGCAUCGAACUUGGUCACGCCGGGAUGUAUCGAAAUUGUUCUCUCAAUACAGAACUCGACAAGUCGUUAUUUUAAAUUCUAUGUCAUGUGACUUGUUUAUCUUUAAUGUGUAUAUGUGAUGAUAAUAAUUAUAAAAUAUGUAGUACACGAUUUAAAUAUUAAUCAAUAUUUUUGUUUUCUUUAUGCGUACAUUAUUUUAUCUUUUUUAUUUUUGUAGAAAUUAUUAACACGUGUACUCACUAUUUUAGACUCGUAUAUAUGAAAAUAAAAAUUGAUUAAUGCUAAUAACA